Messenger RNA from Austrofundulus limnaeus, 2416 nucleotides. It is a transcript of the gene casp3a, whose product is annotated as caspase 3, apoptosis-related cysteine peptidase a. Bases 154 to 996 code for a protein of 280 amino acids. The transcript has 6 exons. The record is from RefSeq and is a predicted model, not a curated record. Lineage: Eukaryota; Metazoa; Chordata; Actinopteri; Cyprinodontiformes; Rivulidae. Gene Ontology annotation, cellular component: death-inducing signaling complex; cytoplasm. Gene Ontology annotation, biological process: positive regulation of neuron apoptotic process; erythrocyte differentiation; keratinocyte differentiation. Gene Ontology annotation, molecular function: cysteine-type endopeptidase activity.
CAAUAACGACUAAAGAAGAAGAACUUUACACGCUGUUUACAGGGUUUGUUAAAAGAAGCAGCCUAUUGUCUGUCGAGUUUAUCUGUUGAUAAUACCACAGGCUGURUAAUUUUGCUGUUUAGUUAGCGUUCGUUUGUCUAAAUAAAACCCACUAUGUCGGAAAACAGAUCUGGAGACGACUUUACAGACGCGAAGCAGGAAGAUGGAAAAAAAUCUUCACCUGGGUCUUUGCCUAACUCUGGCUCUACAGACGUGGAUGCCAAGGCUUCCCACAGCUUCAGGUACAACCUCAGCUUCCCCAGCAUUGGCCAGUGCAUCAUCAUCAACAACAAGAACUUUGACAAACGCACAGGCAUGAAUACUCGAAACGGCACAGAUACUGAUGCAGGCAGUGUGUUUAAAGAGUUUUCAAAGCUGGGGUACAAAGUGAAGGUUUACCACGAUCUAACAGUCAAGGAGAUGAAGCAGUGUUUAGAUGCUGUGUCUAAGGAAGAUCACAGCAAAUCUGCCUCGUUUGUCUGCGUUCUCUUGAGUCACGGAGAUGAAGGCGUGUUGUUCGGCACCGAUGCCUCUAUCGAGAUCACCCAGCUUACGUCACCUUUCCGAGGCGAUCGCUGUAAAUCACUGGCGGGAAAGCCCAAAUUGUUCUUCAUCCAGGCUUGCAGAGGCACUGAACUGGAUGGAGGUGUGGAAACUGAUGCCUCAGAAGAGACUACUAGGAUCCCUGUUGAGGCAGACUUCCUGUAUGCCUACUCCACAGCCCCAGGUUACUACUCUUGGAGGAAUACGAUAAGCGGCUCCUGGUUUAUCCAGUCACUGUGUGAAAACAUCAGCAAAUAUGGAAAGCACUUGGAGCUGCUGCACAUCAUGACACGAGUGAACCACAAGGUGGCAAUGGAGUUCGAAUCCGUCUCCUAUUCAUCAGGCUUUAAUGCAAAAAAGCAGAUUCCGUGCAUUGUUUCUAUGUUGACCAAGGAGAUGUAUUUUUUCCCUUGACGUCAUCUGAGCUCGACUAAGACGAGGCUUGGGUGGUAGGUUGCCCUUUACUUUAAACCUUACAUUUCUUGGGAGCAACUGAGAUGCAAUAUUUAUAGUUUAUGUACAUUGGCAUUUCUUUAUACGUCUCAGGCCUGGUCUCUUUUUUUUUCUACAAAGAGUUGAAUUCAUCUUUUGUAUCACAGCAGCACAACCCUUUACACACAUAACCUUAAAGAGGUUAUUUUAAAGCUUUUUCAGCACAAAAUCCUCUAAACGUACAGGUUGUGUGUAUUUGUGAUGAGUUUUGUGAAAACAAGUUAGACUAUAUUUGCUGUUUACACAAUGCACAUUUCAAGGAAAUAAUCUUGAAGCCACUUAGUACGAAAUGCGUCGUUUUUAGUUAGUUGUAUUAUCAGGAAACCAUUUUUUAGGCUUAACAUUCUUUAAAUGAUUGUGAAAUUGUAGACUGAGUGAACAAGACUACAGUUCAUUUUGAAAGAAUCAUGCAUGUUUUUGUUAUCGCUACACUUUUGUUUCAGUGUAUUCACUCUUGACUUGAAGGUUGCGCAACCAAAAUAUACUUUAGUGAUUGUAGUGUGGAGUGUGAAUAAUGAGAACAUGUAAACUUAGUUAAUAAAUAGCAUGUAGUGAAGUCAGGGACAGCUGUGUUGUUAUAUGUGGGGUUAUACAAUUCAAACACUAGUUUGUUUUGUACUUUUUUUUAUAAUUGUGUCCUGUGAAUAUCCUCCGAUGAUUAGGAACUCAAACUUAGUUGCAGGAGUAUUUUCUGACUGUUCAUGUGAGAGUUGUUUAUAUUCAACUAAACUUUACAUUUAAUUAAUUAUUUUGGAGUGAUUAAAUAGACAGGUUAAAUUCACAAUUGCUUUUUAUUAACCCACAAGACACAAUAAGUGCUCUCAUUUGCUGUUUUUCUCCUUUUUAAUAGUGAACUCAAAACAUGGCUAAAAUAUUGUGGGUGUACUUUAAAACACUCGGACAUCUAAUGAGGUUUUUAUUUUAUUUUUUUCUGUGAAGAAAAUAGUUUGGACGCAGACUUUUGGGAUGGAAUAUCUGCAUCUUGCCUUAAAAGCUAAAAAAAAGAAAAAAGAAUCACAAUCUAGAAAAACUGAAGACCCCAGCUGAUAUUAGUAUUUAGGUGCAGUUUUUGUAACAUUUUUGGAGUAAACUUUUCUGUACUCUUUACUUCUGUCGGAAGAAGCACUAGUGUGAUAUCUCUAAUCAUGGUCAUUUGUAUAAAAGCAGUUUAUUUGCAACAAGCUAUCUUAUAAAAUCUGCAAUCAAUCAUUAUUGAAGCUGAACAACCCAGAGUUUAACUCUCCUGCCUCCAGGACUGCAGGUUUUUAGCGAGCAUCUGUUUGCUGUGAGCACAGUUUGUGAGCUUUUUUUAUUUAUUUCUUAUUUUGUAUAAAUAUUACAA